AUGUACGCCUUUUCCUCUCUGGUCAUUGCCACUCUAGGCCUCUUCGCUAACGCGACCUUCGCUUUGCCUGCUUCCUUCAUCGCGGCAAAGGCUUCCUCCUCUUCUAGCCUCCCGACCAAGAAGUCCCUCUACGUCGAUGGCAAGCACAUUCCCGGCAUCAGCAAGAUGACCGGAGACCUCGGCGCUUCCUAUGCUGGUCUUUUGCCGGUCACUCCCGAUGCCAGUGACAAUGACAAAUUCUUCUUCUGGUACUGGCCCACAGAUCGCACUGCUGGAAAGGACGACGUCGUCAUCUGGCUCAACGGUGGACCCGGAUGUAGCAGUCUGGAAGGCGUCUUUGGCGAGAAUGGACCCAUGACACUCACAGAGCCAACCAAGGACGUCUACAAGGCGACGAGAAACCCUUACUCCUGGCAUCACCUGAGCCAUGUCCUAUACGUUGAGCAGCCGGUGUCCGUGGGCCUGGGAAGCGGCACGCCGGGCAUCGUCGAUGAAGUGGGAGUCGCCACAGAGUUCUACGGCUUCCUUCAGAAUUUCUACAAAACGUUUCCAGAAUUGAAGUCGAAGAAGCUAUGGCUGACCGGCGAGAGCUACGCAGGCAUGUACAUCCCUUACAUGGCCGACUACAUCUACCAGCAGAAUGAUACCCUCAAUCUCCAGGGCUUUGCCGUCAGUGACCCUUCUAUUGGCAACACAAUGUUCGGACAGGACGUUCCUGCUUUAGCGUUUGCCAGGGCCAAUCAAAAGACUCUCAAGCUCAACAGAACACAAAUGACUGCUCUUGAGGAGGCUGCUGAAAAGAAUGGGGUCACCAACUUCCUGCGAGACCAUCUUGUCUUCCCACCCAGGGCCAAGAUCUAUGCACCACAGCAGCUCCAGCCCGGCUCUCUUUUCAACGACCUAUGGCACUACUCUACGGUCCAGAACCCGUGCAUUUCCGUCUACUACAUCGAUGACCAGUGCCCUGCCGAUCUCGAUCCGUUAGGGUUCCCCCUCGACUCGACCACGGGCGCUUCGACCCGCAACUUCAUCAAUCGUACACCUGGCUUCAAGAAGUACGUUCAUGCUGAUCCAAAGACGUCGUGGGUGGAGUGCACAACCAACAACGUCUUUGCCGGUAACGGCGAAGACAAUUCGCUUGCCCCAGCCGACUCGGAGCUGUUGGGCCGCGUGAUCAACAAGAACCAGCGUACGGUCAUUCAGCAUGGACUCAGGGACAUGGUCCUCAUGGCCAACGGCACCCUGCUGGCCAUCCAGAAUACGACUUGGUCAGAUGCCGGCAGCGGAGGCACUUCAAGUGCGCUGCAGGGCUUCCAGGACAAUUUCUUUGCCAGAACGGGCAACUUGAAGGUCAAUGGCAAGAGCACCGGUCAGUACAUUACCGAGAGGGGCUUGACCUUUGCCACGGUCGACAAGGCGGGCCAUAUGGUGCCUACCUUCACCCCAGCCACCGCUUACAAGCUUCAAAAGUACCUCUUGGGUCAGAUUGCCGAGACUGACCUGGGAACAUAA
Messenger RNA from Microstroma glucosiphilum, 1512 nucleotides. Its product is annotated as alpha/beta-hydrolase. The transcript has 3 exons. The record is from RefSeq and is a predicted model, not a curated record. Gene Ontology annotation, biological process: proteolysis. The coding region runs from base 1 to 1512 and encodes 503 amino acids. Gene Ontology annotation, molecular function: serine-type carboxypeptidase activity. Lineage: Eukaryota; Fungi; Basidiomycota; Exobasidiomycetes; Microstromatales; Microstromataceae.